CCGACCACGAUGAAGACCAGCACCGCCAAAUAAUUGCCGCUGGCAGUCAAAACUUGAAAACCGAUGCUCAGCCAGCGUCUACGCGCUUGGACUGUAACUCACACCGGUUCGAUUACGGUGUUCCGUGUAUGCCAAAUUUCGACCUUAUCAUGCAAAGGGAAAGAAUGAUUAUUACCAUGUACGUGAUCGCCUGAAUUUGGAGUACUGACCGGUGAGCACAAUGCCGCUCUCUGUGGCUAACUCAUUCAGAUCUCGAAGAUACAGCGUGCGCAGCAGCGCUGGAUCGAGAGCAGGUGAACCAAAAUGCGAAGUUAUGCAAGAUGACAGCAUUACACGCGCUGCACUGCAAGCGCUGUCAUAUCGUCAGAAAGUGGUGAUCAUCCUCGGAGCCGCUGCUCAGACGUUACAGUACUUUGCGGAAAGUAUGGUCCCGCUGCUGCUGCCACCCGAAGCAAUUGCGAAAGGUAUUUCCCACAUCCAGUACGGCAUAAUUAUGGCCGUGACACCGCUGAUGUUUGGACUGGUGGAUCCAUUCACGUGUUACAUAGUUCCUAUUGUGGGCAUCAAACCAGGAUUUGUGGGGUCCACGCUGGUUGCCGGUGCGGGUUAUCUGAGCUUUGGCCUGCUGCAUUGGUCAGUCCAUGAAACGGUUUUCUUUAUUUGUGCAACGAUUAUCAGAUUUAUUUUGGGAAUCAACUUUGCAGUGACUAUUAUUGUGGGACUGGCAAUGAUGUGUCUGAUUUUGGGCGAAUCAGCCGGUUUGGGAUUUGCAAUAGGAACUUUUGCGGAAGGUUUCGGAUACACACUCGGACCGCUUAUCGCUGGACCAGUGGCCGAGAUGACCGGUUUCGCGGCCCCUUUCGUGCUUGCUGGCAGUUUCAUGUGCAUUUUGUCGAUUGUUUCGCUAUUAAUACUGGAAAAGCAACUUGUUUCCGCGGAAAGCGUCAAAUUCCGAUGGCGCGAUAUAAUAGAUUUGCUUAGAGACCGAUUGGUUAUCGCUUGCUCGAUUAUCCUGGCCAUUUCCAGUUUCACGUGGAUGAUGGUGGAGGCGACUCUGGAGCAGCAUUUAGCCGAAUAUGAGUAUGGUUUAACCGUGGAAGGAAUGAUCUUUACCCUCAGCAAUGCUUCAUACGGUUUGACGGCGCCGCUGUGGGGCUAUCUUGGGAAAAAAGAAAAAUUUGCCUUAUAUUCUGUACUGUUCAGCCCAUUUCUUGGGGCUCUGGCCAAUAUAUUUCUUGGUCCAGUUCCUGGACUAGAAGCCUUAGAUGGUCAUUUAGGUUUGGACAUUGCCUGCUUAGUCGUUGUACGGAUCAGUAUGUCCAUAGCUAUUGUUGGAUCUUCAUUAGUGAUGCUCCAGCAAGCUGAAUCCCAAGGCUUGGAACACAAUGUGGCCACAUUUGCACUCAUCGGAGCAUUAUGGUACACGCCGUAUUGUUUCGGGGAAGUAAUCGGAACAAUAUCCGGUUCCCAUAUUUUUGCUACAAAGGGCUUCUCGAUGUUGACCUUAGUCAAUGUGGUUUUCCUACUGGUUGGCGGCAUUAUUUCGCUGUUGGUUGCAAUUUGUUCUCGAGACCGUCGACAUUAUAUUGUCAACCUACAUUGGCCGUUAGCGUUCUUAUCGAGGUCUUUUGGAAAUUUCACCCGGUCCCCCAAAACUCUGAGGGAACAAGAUCUGAAAAUGUGGAAUGGCCAAAAACCCUUAUCUGUUUCCAGUAAUUUUAAGUCAUCCAAAGUGAAUUACGGGGCCAUUUCUGCUGAUAUUGAUUCUUAAGCGUGUUAACGUUGUUUUGGCCUUGUCCUACAUGAUUCGUUCUUAUAUCGUACGUACCUGAAAUGUACGGAUACGUCGUAUUACUGCUGUAAUAUACUUUGCUGCAGCAUUUUUGUUCUGUGAUACAAAUACAUAAUUAGGUUCUUUAGCGCUGGGCGUAAAAAUCGAAUGUACUGUAAAUUGGACGGACAUGUAGUCAUUAUGUGUCUGAUGUCAAAAA
Messenger RNA from Paramacrobiotus metropolitanus, 1991 nucleotides. RefSeq names its product MFS-type transporter SLC18B1-like. The coding region runs from base 221 to 1771 and encodes 516 amino acids. Gene Ontology annotation, biological process: transmembrane transport. The record is from RefSeq and is a predicted model, not a curated record. The transcript has 12 exons. Gene Ontology annotation, molecular function: transmembrane transporter activity. Lineage: Eukaryota; Metazoa; Tardigrada; Eutardigrada; Parachela; Macrobiotidae.